AAGCAGUCAGUGGUUGUUCCGUGCUCAAGUAGGUAAUACUCUCACGCAGGUAACACGUGUGAGUACGAAUGUCAAAAUGUCGAGACAAGUUUAAACAUAAAAUCAGUGUUUUUUUUUUAAGAGAUCAUCUAAAGUCAAGUAAUUUUCUUUGUAUUUUUUCAUCAUUUUAAGGACGACUGCGAUUCUUUUUUCUUUUUUAUUAUUUAUUUUUUUCUCCCCCGUCAUUUUGGUACUUCUUUUUCUCUUCGUUUUAACUCUUCAUCAAGGAUACGUCGUUACUCAUCAAUUUAUUCAUUUGAAAGACAAAAAUGGCAAAGGCAGGUAAACAUAAUCUGGCAUUUGUUGGAGAUGAUGGCAGAACUAAUGGUCAGACUAAUAGUAACUUUAUGAAUUCAAAAAAGAUUGAAAAAAACGACGAUAAUUUUAACUUAAAUUAUGGCGUCGAAGAUAACAGAAAAGUUAUGCAAUCAACAAUCGUGAUGGAAGAAAUGACGAUAAUAGAGAAAAGCGUUGAAAGAGCUACAUGGGGCAAUAGUAUCGAAUUUCUUAUGUCCUGCAUCGCCAUGUCGAUUGGUCUCGGCAACGUUUGGAGAUUUCCAUUCACGGCAUACGAAAAUGGCGGAGGUGUCUUUCUAAUACCCUACAUAAUAGUCCUUUUCGUCGUUGGGAAACCAUUUUAUUAUUUGGAAAUGAUAUUAGGUCAAUUCACCAGUAGAUCCUCCGUUAAAAUGUGGUCCGCAGUGCCAGCUUUUCGUGGUGUUGGCUGGGCCCAAAUGUUUUCUAUGGUUGCCGUUGGUACUUACUAUUGUUCCUUGAUAUCAAUGACCUUGUAUUAUUUGAUCGGUAGCUUUCAUUCACAGCUACCUUGGUCCACAUGUCUUAUCGAAUGGGGAGAUACGUGCGUUGAUUCCGUACAAGUUGAAAAUGCGACAUUUCGCAAUACUACGGACAAGAGAAGUUCCGCUGAAUUUUAUUUCACAAAAACAGUAUUGAAGGAGAUACCUAAUAUUGAUAACGGAUUAGGUCUACCCGAUUGGAAAUUACUUCUUUGCUUGUUAGUCGCCUGGUCAAGUAUCUUUGCUGUCCUUGCACGUGGAGUUAAAAGUUCUGGCAAGGCAGCCUACUUCCUCGCAAUAUUCCCAUACGUGAUCAUGAUAGCUUUGCUGAUCAGGGCGGUGACCUUAAAGGGAGCAAGCAACGGGAUAAUUUUCUUUAUUCAACCGAAGUGGGACAAACUGUUCGAUCCAAAUGUCUGGUACGCUGCUGUGACACAGUGUUUCUUUUCACUGUCAGUCUGUUUUGGUGGUGUCGUCAUGUAUUCGUCCUACAACGACUUUAAACACAAUAUCUACAGAGAUGUGAUAGUCGUGACUACUUUAGACACCUUCACAAGUCUAAUGGCAGGUUUUACUAUUUUUGGGAUACUUGGUAAUUUAGCUUAUGAACUUGGCACUGAUGAUAUCAGCAAUGUUGUUCGCGGUGGGACUGGAUUGGCCUUCGUUUCUUAUCCAGACGCCAUUGCGAAAUUUACGGUCUUACCAAAUUUGUUCUCUAUAUUAUUUUUUCUAAUGUUAUUCGUUCUUGGAAUCGGAAGUGCUGUUGCACUAGUUGGAGGAAUCGUUACUAUAAUCAGUGAUCAAUUUCCAAGCUGUAAGCAUUGGUAUAUUGUACUUGGUACGUCUAUCGUUGGAUUCUUCUGUGGUACUGUUUAUUGCACACCGGGUGGCCAAUUUAUAUUAGGCCUGGUCGAUUAUUACGCCGGUUCCUUUAUUGUUUUCGUCUUGGCUACGCUCGAAGUGACUGGAUUCUUUUGGAUCUAUGGAUUAGAAAAUUUCUUAGACGAUGUUGAAUACAUGUUGAAAAGAAGGCCAUCGCUUUAUUGGAGAAUUUGUUGGGGUGUAAUCACGCCUCUCCUUCUAGUAACUAUUUUAAUUUAUACUAUCAUUGGACUGACACCGUUAACUUAUGCUGGAGUCUUAUAUCCUUCAAGCGCAUAUGCUGCCGGAUGGUCGUUACUUGCAUUUGGUGCAUUACAAAUACCUUUUUGGAUGAUUUACACUAUAAUGAGAAAACGGAAUUUGGGCAUGCCAGAAAUGAUCAUAAACUCUUUCAGUCCCUCGGAUGAGUGGGGUCCAAGAAAUACUCAAGAAUUAGCCAGUUGGAAGGAAUAUAAGGAAAUGAUGAGAAAAAAACGUGAAAAUCGUAAUUGUUCGAAAUUAAAACAAUUCAUUUAUGUUAUUUUCUGUUUAGAAGAAAAACUUAUAUAAUUUCAUUCUUAAAAAGAAGUCGAAUUUAUGUAUUAUUAUAUUACACCUCGCAUGUAUGUAUCGCAUACGCAUAUAUACGUACAUAUAGAUUUUCUUGGACAACAAACAAAACUCAACAAAAUGAAAAGAAAUCUCUUGACUGAUAAUGUUUUUGUACGUCUUUAUAACAUUAAAAAAUAAAAACGAAAACAUAUGAAUAUAUAUAUAUAUAUAU
This is a messenger RNA of Vespa mandarinia (Asian giant hornet), 2481 nucleotides long. Its product is annotated as sodium-dependent nutrient amino acid transporter 1-like. Gene Ontology annotation, molecular function: amino acid:sodium symporter activity; L-amino acid transmembrane transporter activity. Gene Ontology annotation, cellular component: plasma membrane. The record is from RefSeq and is a predicted model, not a curated record. Gene Ontology annotation, biological process: nitrogen compound transport; amino acid import across plasma membrane; sodium ion transmembrane transport. Lineage: Eukaryota; Metazoa; Arthropoda; Insecta; Hymenoptera; Vespidae.